AUGCUGAUAGGCAACUUCGUUGUACCGAGCAUCACGGAUCGUUACGGACGCAAGGCUGCGCUGAUUAGCUCGAGUAUUCCAGCUAUUGUUGGCUGGUUCGUCAUUGCUUUGGCUGUUAAUGCCGAGAUGCUGAUAUUGGCGAGAUUCCUUCAAGGUGUAUCAAUCGGGUUUACGCUGCCGUUGCGAUCAGUCGUUAUUGCAGAAUAUGCAAGCCCCAAAUACCGAGGAGGAUUUCUUACAACCAUAUCACUGGCUCAAGGGGUUGGGAUAUUUUUGAUACAUCUCAUAGGAUCUUUAAUUAGUUGGCAAAGGACUAGUGUUGUUUGUGGUGUUUUGGGCUUCCUGGGUCUUGUCUCAACCUUCUAUCUGCCAGAAUCUCCAAGUUGGUUAGCUGUAAGGGGUAAAUAUGAAGAAUGUAGAAAAGCAUUUCGCUGGAUAAGAGGUGAUGAUGAAGAAAAGGAAUUGGAAGAAUUAAUACAAUCGAGAAUUAAAUUUAAAGAAGAAUUAAACAAUAAGGGACCACAAGUGAAUCGUUUAAGAAUGAUAAAAACGGUUAUGUACAAAAAAGAGUUUUAUAAGCCUAUAAUAUUAAUAACGCAUUGCUAUGUGAUGAUUCAAGUAUGCGGGAACGCAACGAUGCCAGCCUUUUCAGUUCAAAUACUAAGUACUAUGAUGGGCCCAAAGGCCAACGCGCAUGCAUGGAUGGUUAUUUUAGAUUCGUUAAGAAUUGUUGCUAAUAUUACCGCCAUGUUCAUAAUCAACAGAUUCAAACGACGUACAAUUCUAUUCGCAACUGGAGGACUAUGUACACUUGUACAUAUAUCAAUAGCUGGAUACGUAUACGCUAAAACAAAAAACUUACUAAUUUACGAUGCGCAAUGGAUAUCCGGAUCUUUAGUGAUAUUACAAUUUAUUUGCAUAGGUUUGGGAAUGAUACCAAUGCCUACUGUGAUAGCUGGUGAGGUCAUACCGUUACAAUUUAGAAGUAUUAUAUCUAGUGUGUGCUCUGUGGUUCUUGCUAUAUUUAUGUUCGCUGUACUUAAGACAUUCCCUCUGUUAUUUGAUAGUAUAUAUUUAUACGGUACUUAUGCUGUAUAUAGUAGUGUUUUGACAUAUGUUUUAGUUGUUCUAUGGAUUCUCUUACCAGAAACCAGUGGGAAGACUUUGGAGCAAAUUGAAAUUGAACUUAAAGGAAAAGAUUUUCGGAACGAGGACCUCGAAGCAAAGGUCAGCCUAAAAUCAGAACACGCUGAAGAAAACGGAAAUAGUACAACUAGGUGA
Parnassius apollo (apollo) is the source of this 1281-nucleotide messenger RNA. The record is from the annotation of a GenBank genome assembly. Lineage: Eukaryota; Metazoa; Arthropoda; Insecta; Lepidoptera; Papilionidae.